UUGGAUAGAGAGCAAACUGUAUGUUUCUUGGACCCACAAUGUCCAGAUAAACCUGUCUGAAUGGACUCUGUGCUGUUGCCUUUAUUUAAAAAAACAUUUAAAUUAUCUUCUGGUGUCCUACGAAGCUUGUUAGCUAGAAGACGGACCCGAACGGAACUUAUAGUAACCCAGGAGGGAGCGAACAGGUUUUAACGGAGUCUGUCUGGAGGAAAAGUUUUUGUGAUUUAGUAAAAAUGUCUAAAGUCCAAAUGCUGAGAGCUUUUGUGAACCAGCGACUAACUGCGGCUGCUGAAGAGAUAUUUGGGCUGUUUGAAGGAACGAUAGCAGAGUACGAGGAGGAACUUUGUCGUUCAAAAGAGAAGAACGAGCGACAACAGAAACUGCUGGACGCUGUUUUAAACCCUCAGCUUCGGUUACACAGAGCAGACGUCCAGCAGCUGUCGGUGGUUAAAGCAGAGGUUCCCCCUGAGCAGCAGGAGUGGAGCUCCAGUCUGGACCAGGAGGACACAAAGCCCCCCCCACACAUUAAAGAGGAACAGGUGGAACUCUGGACCAGUCAGGAGGGAGAGCAGCUUCAAGGGCUGGAGGAGGCUGAUAUCAAGUUCCCGUUAACUUCUGUCCCUGUGAAGAGUGAAGAAGAUGAUGAAGAGAAAGCUCAGUCCUCACAGCUUCAUGAAAGCCAAACUGAGGAGAACAGAGAGGCAGAGAGAACAGAAGCUGAUGGAGAGGACUGUGGAGGACCAGAACCAGCCAGGAACUCAGAUCCAGAUAGUCCUUUACAACCAGCUACUCAUGACAAGACUUCAGACUCCUCUGAAUCUGAAUCUGAGACUAAUGACAGUGCAGACUGGGAGACUAGGGAACCUCAGUCAGGUUUAAACCCUCUGAAAAACAAUGAAGUAGCUGUAAGUGAUGUGGAAUGUAAUACUGGAAACACAUUAGUUAGCUCCUCUGAAUGUGCUGGAAGCUUUGGCCACAAGAAACCUCUGCAGAAACACUCUGGAGUCCAAACAGGAGGGAAAACAUUUAGUUGCUCAGUUUGUGGUAAAAGAUACCUUCGGAAAAAAACCUUAACGACUCACAUGAGACUUCAUUCAGAAGAAAAAUGUUCCACCUGCUCAGUCUGUAAAGCAAGUUUCUGUAAGACUGACGAUUUGGUUAAACACAUGAGAAUCCACACAGGGGAAAAACCAUUUAGUUGUUCAGUUUGUAGUAAAAGAUUUACACUAAAGGAAACUCUGAAACGACACACAACUGUCCACACGGGGGAGAAACCAUUUAGUUGUUCAGUUUGUAAUAAAAGUUUUUCACUAAGGGAAACUCUGAAGCGACACACAACUGUCCACACGGGGGAGAAACCAUUUAGUUGUUCAGUUUGUAGUAAAAGUUUUGCAGACCGUUGUACUCUAAAACGACACCUUGUUGUCCACACAGGGGAGAAAUCAUUUAGUUGUUCAGUUUGUGAUAAAAGAUUCUCUCGGAUCAGUCAAGUCAAAAGACACAAGUGUGUUAGUGAGAGCAGCAGAAAGAAAUGAAGUUGAGGCAACUUCUUUUACAGCAGGAUUGAAGUUCUGAAAGGCAAAACUUGAUUCAACACUGAUCACUUAAAAACUGUCAAACGUAAGGCUAAUGCAGACUUUAAAA
Molecule: messenger RNA, 1644 nt
Organism: Sander lucioperca (pikeperch)
Lineage: Eukaryota; Metazoa; Chordata; Actinopteri; Perciformes; Percidae
Product: zinc finger protein OZF-like
Exons: 2
Coding region: 234-1535 (433 amino acids)
Cellular component (GO): nucleus
Source: RefSeq, a predicted model, not a curated record